Molecule: messenger RNA, 1668 nt
Organism: Bombus pyrosoma
Lineage: Eukaryota; Metazoa; Arthropoda; Insecta; Hymenoptera; Apidae
Exons: 10
Coding region: 506-1528 (340 amino acids)
Source: RefSeq, a predicted model, not a curated record
CGCUAGCUCCAGAAAACGUGUCCGAAUACUUUCGCAAUUGUGUUCGAAAUAUUAGACGAUCGCGAUAAAUUUUGGUGAUGCAGAUGCAAUAUAGACGUUGCAGGCAUUAUUAAAAAACGAUCAACAAUGCGAUUGUGAAAUCAGUUCCGUCGAUGGAAGAGUUAGUUCAACAUCGCGCUGCAUUUCAGUAGUAUUAUAUCCAUAAAACUAAACAGCACGUUAACUGGCAAUGAUCGCUUCGUAAAGUACGGGAUAAGAAUUGUUAUGUGGAUUUAGCGACACGGACGGUGAAGUACAAUAAAGCUACAUGAGCAGUACGGCGUAGAACAAGAGAAACGUGAUCUUCAUUGCCUGAUAAUUUAUAUAACGAGAUACGAGAUUUUUGACCUGUGACGAAGCGUUAAAACGCAGUGAAAACAGUGCCGUGUUGAACGCUGUAAUUUUCUAUGCGAAAUCUUUAAUUCUGACAUUACUUCAAAGAGAACGUUUUAUUUAGCAAGGAAUAAUGAGGACUAAGAAACACAUCAACAACGCUCAACCGGCAACAGUAGACGAGCAUUUUCAACUGAUCUUGCAUGAUAGGGAAAUUAUUGACCAUGACUUAGAAAAAGUGACACCGGAUGAUCUACCUGAGUGGUUCGAUGAAAGGUUAUUCAAAAUAGGCCAGGAAUAUUAUAACGGAAAUUUACUAGGAUUUGCAGCUGCACUUGCGUCGGGCCUCAUAGUGAUAUUAGCCGUUCCAGACAUACUAGAGGUUCUUCUUUUCACCAGGCAAAAUGCCACGGUCAACUUGUCAUUUAAGCGAUUUUCCCAAACGCUGUUACUCAUGUAUGCACUCUUUCACUCGGACAUGCUCGACCCAAAUUCGAAAUGGUACAGUGCGCUGAACGCAAUUCGACAAAAACACGUGAAAGUCAGUAAAAAGCGUGUUCAGCAGAAUCUCCAUGGGAUAUACCAAAAGGACAUGGCGAUCACGCAAUUCGGUUUCUUAGGAUACGUCUUUGUGUGUCCCGAGAAAAUUGGACUGGCGUACGCUACUGAGGAGCAGAAAAUAGGUUUUAAUCAUUUUUGGCAAGUGACGGGUCACCUAUUGGGUGUAAGCGACAGGAUAAAUAUUUGUAGAAGAACGGUGGAGGAAACGACAGAACUGUGUAGAAGAAUUCAAAACGAAAUAUUGUCAAAAAAUUUAGAAAACCCGCAUCCGGAAUUUUUACGGAUGAUGACAAAUAUAACCCAUGGACUCUGGUACAUCGACCUCUCAGUGAAUGAGGACGCUGUUCUUUCUCUUGCAUACAAUCUAACGGGAGUAAAAUAUAUAAAGCCCAUUGGGUGGUACUCUUAUUUGAACCAAAAGAUUCGUGAAUUGAUAUUAUACUCAUGUAAUAUACCGUUCAUUGGUUGGGUGAUACGACAAAUAUUCAAUGUAAUACUAGUAGUGUCUUACUGGAUGCUAGAAUAUUGUCCACUGAUACCAAUGUUAGCAUUUGGGAGAAAAAAUACAAAACUUUGUCUGUAUUCAAACAAUUAAUAUUAUUGUAAUAUACAAGAUGUUCAUUAACAGAUGGGUUAUUAAGGAAAAUGUAAUUGGUUUUUUUGAGUUAAUUUGUAAAACUAAAAUAAGAUGACAAUCGAAAGUAAAUAAAUUGCGUUUUCGGCUUUGUUCUUUAA